UGGCCUUCUGGAUAUACUUGCAAAGUUCUGUUUGAACGGUUUGAACAUUACCUACUACGGCUAUCGAUACCGGGAAUCCUCUUCUAAUGUUAUCUAACGUACCAACCUAAAAAUAAAAGAUAUUGACUGUCGUCGCAGAACAGCUGAUAGCAUUAUUACAUCUCAAGUUUAGUAAACAACAUCUGGUCAAACUACGUGGCUAAUGUGGUAACCGUUAUUUAUGUAUAGUGGUAGUAAUUUGACAAGGUUGUUUUUUCGAUCCAACACGUUCAAGUCAGCAUUACAGCUGGUAACGAAAAUAGAAACGCCAAUUACUCAAACGGACGCUAGUAGAAUAGCCUCAGUUGCAUUGUCGCGGUUCUCAACACCACCACCACCACCGCUCUCGAGAUCGGCAACGAUGAAGUACAUCAUAGUUACAGGAGGCGUCAUCAGUGGCGUCGGCAAGGGAGUCAUAGCCAGUUCUUUCGGAACACUGCUUCAUUCGUGCGGAAUUGGAGUUACCUCUAUUAAGAUUGAUCCUUAUAUAAACGUCGACGCAGGAACAUUUUCGCCUUAUGAACAUGGCGAAGUGUAUGUUCUUGACGACGGAGGAGAAGUCGAUCUUGAUUUGGGGAAUUACGAACGUUUUUUGGACAUCACAUUGCACCGUGACAACAAUAUUACAACGGGCAAAAUUUAUCAGACGGUUAUUCACCGAGAGCGAGUAGGAGAUUAUCUGGGAAAAACCGUCCAAGUGGUUCCCCAUAUUACGGACGAAAUCCAGGAUUGGAUCGAAAGGGUGGCGAAGAUCCCAGUAAGGGAUAAUAUUGCACCGGAAGUUUGUGUAGUGGAACUUGGUGGAACUAUCGGAGACAUCGAGGGUAUGCCUUUUGUCGAAGCUUUGCGACAAUUCCAGUUUCGGGUAAAACGUGAAAACUUUUGUGUGGCCCACGUUUCACUGGUUCCGUCACCGAGAGCUACAGGUGAACCGAAAACAAAACCAACGCAGGCCAGUGUACGGGAACUUCGUGGACUAGGACUAAGUCCUGAUUUGAUAGUGUGUCGUUCCGAAUAUCCGAUUGGGAAUGAGGUUAAGGAAAAAGUUAGUAAUUUUUGUCAUGUAGCGCCAGAGCAGGUGGUAUGCAUACACGAUUUAUCCUCUAUCUAUCACGUCCCGUUGCUAAUGGAAGAGGCGGGAGUGAUUGAAUUUUUGAAUGACCGACUGAAUUUGCAACUAACUUUCCCACGGCCAAUCCAAUUCAUGCAAAGCUGGCGAGAUCUAGCGGAGCGUGUAGACAAUGUCUACAAAAAGGUCACUAUUGCAGUAGUAGGAAAAUACACUAAGCUCGAGGAUUCGUAUGCAUCUCUGUCAAAAUCAUUAUUGCACGCCUCACUCUCCGUUGGCUAUAAAGUGAUCAUUAAAUAUAUUGAUGCCAGUGAUCUGGAACGAGAGACCAAACAGAAUCAACCGCAGGUGUACUACGAUGCCUGGCAAGCUCUCACCAACAGCCAUGGCGUCAUUGUUCCCGGAGGAUUUGGUAUGCGUGGUGUUGAAGGAAAAAUUCGUGCUUGUCAGUGGAGCCGAGAGAAAAAGAAACCUUUCCUCGGAAUAUGUCUUGGUUUGCAGGUGGCAGUAAUAGAGUUUGCUAGGAACGUGCUUCACUUGGAGGAUGCUAAUACUACAGAGAUUGAAGAAGAAUGCGAGCAUCCGUUGAUUAUAAAAAUGCCCGAACACCACCCAGGAAACAUGGGUGGUACAAUGCGCUUAGGAAAACGAACGACUAUCUUCAAGAAAGAUAAGAGUAUUAUCAAACAAUUGUACGGCAACGUGGAUGAAAUCGAGGAACGGCAUCGCCAUCGUUACGAAGUAAAUCCAGAAUACGUCGCUCAAUUGGAAUCGAAGGGUAUGAAAUUCGUUGGAUAUGAUUCCGAACAGAUUAGAAUGGAAAUCAUUGAGCUAGAAGAUCAUCCCUAUUUCGUCGGAACACAAUUCCACCCAGAAUAUCUCUCAAGGCCUCUCAAGCCUUCGCCUCCUUUCUUGGGUUUGAUCUUGGCUUCUGUUGGCAAGCUAGACACUUACCUUCAGCAGGGAAAUAAAAUUGUGACGCCAUCGUACGUUGGAAGCGAAAGCUCGAGCGAUGAGGAUGUUUUAUUGAAAAACAAACAAACACCUAUGUCGCUCGUAAAUGGCAUCGAUAAGCUUAAUGUAUCGAAAUGCAAUGGAAGCAUCUAGACUAGUAACUAGGAAAACGUUUUUGUGAUACGAGCUAAAUUAGCAUAAGUUAAUGCGACUGCGUUGGUCCAAUCAGAUAAAUUCAACGUUAGACAAUUGAAUGUUCUAGGUUAGGAAUCAAAGGCCAAUGCUCUUGACAUGUUUAGUAGAGGCCAUCUAAAAAAUAUGAAUAUAUCGGCUAAGAUAACACAAUUUGCCGCAAGGGAUGAUUCGUGAAGAAAGUUUGCUAUCAAAUGCAUUUUCCAAAUCCAUUCAAGCAAAUUGGAGCAAGGAUUACUAUAUAAUUUAUUUUAAAUUUUGAGAGCAUAACCACUGUCGCCAUUUAUUUUACAUGGUUCAUUUGCGAUGUGGACCAGAAAUUGAAUUCUGCAUAGCAUGCAGUGAUAUCGUGCUCGCAGGUGCGGAUUUCAUGUUUUCACGUCAUAGACGAUAUCUGAAAAUCGAAUAAAUAGUAGUUAUAUAGAUAGAAUAACAAAUAAUAUACUUUACUGCUAAUUUCUUAAAUAAAAUGAGAACUAACAGCAGUUACGACGCGUUCUAUUCGCCUAAUAAUUCCGAUCAAAUGAAUCGUCUAUGUAUUUAGGUUUGCCGGCGUAUUCAACAAUAUCUCAUAAUCAAAAAAAAACUUAUUUUUUCAUAACUAUCAAUUUUGUGAAAUUCACAAACCGUAGACACAAAUUGUAAAACACGGGUACCUUUCAUUUGCUAUAACACCGAUACAAUAUAACGAAUGACUUGGUUAUGGCUAGUACAGAGAAUUUUUAACGGUAAGCACUUUAACCGUUUUGGUUCACGACAGCUUAAUACCUUUACCUUUGCUCAUCAUCGAUCCUCCAAACUUCCGAAAAACAAGUUGAUCUGUUGCUGAACUUCUAUGCAUAGCUUUCAAAUAAAGCGAAGGUUCGGCGUAUAAUUAAAACACGAUCAACAAAAAUUCAAACAGGGCGAAUAAUUAGUUAGGAUGGUUAUAAAAUUAACGGAAAAACAAUAACACAAGAUUUGAAUCGUGGUAAAAAUCUGGCUUUCAGCUUACCAGUGUUUCCCAGUCUGAUACCAAGAUACAUCAUAGGCAUACAUUUUAAUAUCGUAUGAAGCGUGUUCUCAACAUGAGGAAUAAGGUGAACUGAAUAUAUUUGUGACUCCCUUUAUGAGUUAGGCAUUGUAAAUAAGAUUUGGUUUUUGCAGGCGGCGUAUCUGGCUACACAACAAAUGAAGAAAAAUGUGCGCCAAAAAUGACGUUGCAAUGUAAUUUCAUGAAUAAAAAAAAACUCGUUAUAAGCUAUAUCACAAUCGCUCACGGACGGGCCUUUCUAUUUACCACGAUUACAGUUGGUCGGCGUGCGACCAGACCGAACCAAGCGCCGUUUUUGAAAAAAAGUGGAUGUUAAAAUUGAUAAUCUAUUUUUCAUGAAAAAAGUAAUCAUUAGAACUGUAUAUAAUGGUAUUACAACAAAAUUUCCCUGCAGCAGCUUGCAGAAACGUACGGAGUGGUAAAAUUUUGAUCACCGAUUACUCGAAUGUUUUUGGCGCUUGGUUCGGUCUGGUUGCACGCCGACCAGUUUAUGGUAAAGGUAGAACACGUUACUUUUUGAGCCGUAACACAGACACAAAAGUGAAGUUUAAAGAUUUCCGAUGCUCAGAAUAGAUCGCCUAAGAACUGUUAGAUAGUUCAUACUCCCCCUAUUUUGAAAUUGUUCUGAGCGCAUUACCGAAAAACCUAAUGCUGAUGUUGAGAUAGGAUCGUGAGCUGACUGUGAUACAGAAAUCAGUAAUAUUUAGCACCUGUACAUUUACCUGGUCGGUUUGAGAUAUCCCUGAUGAUAAUGCUGUAUGAAAGAUUUCGAUUCCUUGAUGCAGAUUAGCCGAGGGAUUCCGCACAAUUUUCAAUAUCCAGCACAUGAAAUUUUCAGUUUAGGAAUGAAAGAGGAUGGGUAAGUUUUUUAUGAACCUAACAAAGUUAAUUUAAAUUGGUUGAAGAAAAAAAAGUAAAAAGAAUUUAUUUCUACAAGCUUGAAGAAAAAUCCUCCGAAUAACCUUUAGAUGCUGGAAUUUUACAUUAUGAUACCCAUAAAUAAAUGAAUGGUCGAAACAGCGGAUUCUAACUUGCUGUUUUAACCUUCCCUCUACCACGGUUACUUUAUAGAGCACCACAGGUUUGGCUGCAUAAAGCCUUUCAAAAUAUUUGCCAAUGCUACUCAAAAUGGAUAAAUAGAUCCUUGAACAAUAUACUGAUUGCUCAUGCAUAUAUUAAUACAUUUUUAGAAGGAUUGAUUACUAUUUCGAAAGGCUUUUUGCAUCCAAACCUGUGGUGCUUUAGAGUAACCAUGGUAUAAAGAGGGUUAAUAUAUCGAAGUACAAAGUUUAUUUAUUGCAAACAAAUAGACACGCGUCACGAACAUGUGCUCAAUUAUUACCGACUUUUCAAGCUUAGGUUAUGGAAAAGCAACCCAAUUUCCUGAUUCCCAUUGAACAGAAAUCAUGUUCAUGUUUAAAUUUUUCAAAUGAUCGUAAUGAUUAUGUAUAAAUCAAAUAGAUACUAAUUGCAAUUCAUUAUAUUCUUGUGACAUAAGUAAAAAUCAAAUUCAUUAGAGUAUAAGGAUGGACUGAGCUUCAGAAGCUGAAUUAUAUGAGAAAAUAGUGCUACGGGACUUGUGAUCAACCGAAUAACAUCUAAAAAUAUCAUCAUAUUAUUCUAUAAUAAUUAUAAAGAAAUAUAAUUGUGAAUUAACUGGGAAACUUGAACAGUUUGAAGAUCUCAAAUCUGAGUGACAUUGAUGAGGCCCAUCAACGAAAUUGUAUAAUAUCAGCUCUAAAUAUGUAGAUAUCCAAGAUAAUAUAAUGAACUUAGUGUUAAAGAAGAGUGACUGUAUUAAAUAUUAUGUCAAAUUGAGAACAGAUAGGCUGUUGAUGGCCAUAGUUAGAACUGUAAACCUUUCUUGUCGCGGAUUCGCCUUUGCCAAAUCGCUCUGUUUGUGAAAUAUGGUUGCAAUAGGUGAAUGAAUUGAUAAAAUAAAUCUUUUUAUUGUAUGUAUUCACGAGCGUUUCGUGAAUAUAUAUACUUUACUUUACCUUCUUUUUAAGAAAUGUGACAGCAAUGCAUGUUACGGAGUAAAACCAGUUACAUAAUUAAAAGAGCUAUUGGUAACUCAAAGUAAUAGAUAAUGGCAGAUAAAAAAAAAAUAUUGGGCUUCAUUUUAAUUCUAAGUUUUUAUAAAAGUUUUUAGAACAAUCUUAUUCUAUUUUUACUGAUUCUGGUGGAAUAAAAUUUUCGGAGCCUAUGUAAAA
Messenger RNA from Wyeomyia smithii (pitcher-plant mosquito), 5500 nucleotides. It is a transcript of the gene Ctps, whose product is annotated as CTP synthase. Lineage: Eukaryota; Metazoa; Arthropoda; Insecta; Diptera; Culicidae. The transcript has 7 exons. The record is from RefSeq and is a predicted model, not a curated record. Gene Ontology annotation, molecular function: CTP synthase activity; identical protein binding. Gene Ontology annotation, cellular component: cytoophidium; cytoplasm. Gene Ontology annotation, biological process: pyrimidine nucleobase biosynthetic process; CTP biosynthetic process. Bases 221 to 2215 code for a protein of 664 amino acids.